Psammomys obesus (fat sand rat) is the source of this 694-nucleotide messenger RNA. RefSeq names its product chromosome unknown C11orf97 homolog (gene CUNH11orf97). Lineage: Eukaryota; Metazoa; Chordata; Mammalia; Rodentia; Muridae. Gene Ontology annotation, cellular component: ciliary base. The transcript has 4 exons. The record is from RefSeq and is a predicted model, not a curated record. Bases 67 to 516 code for a protein of 149 amino acids.
GGGCCUAGGGGAAGUUGGCAGAGCCCUGGAGGCCCUGAGCAUCUGCGGUCACUAUGACAACCUCAGAUGCCUCGAGUUCCAGAGCAGCCGGUGGUGGAGUUGAGAGGCCUGGUAGCACUGGGCCGUGGAGACCCCGGUGACAUGAGGCGGCAGGAGGCGCUGGUGGUGGCUGCAGGCACAGCGGUGGAGGCGGGCCGCGAUGGGGAGCAGCCGAGGCCCGCAGGGCUGGGGUGCCGCGCGCGUGUUGAGCCUGGUGGCCCGCAAGAGUCCCGCCAACAAUGGAAGACGUUUUUAUACUGUGAGCCCCAUAAGAGAAUCAAGGAGGUUUUGGAAGAAGAACUCUCUAUCAAGAGGGAUGAAUGCCACGUGAAAAGCCCACCCACAGUGGCCUUGGAUGGAAUUUGGAGCAUUAAACGGAAUCUCCCUGUGGGAGGCAUGAUGCCAGGACAGCAAAGCAGAAACAGUUCACUCCCACAAGCCAAGUACUACUCAAGACAUGGAGGGCUGAGAAGAUAAGAUGGACACAUCCUUCCACAGAGAUGGAACUUUCAUUCUUCUAAUGUCCAAAGAUAGAAGAAACCCAAGCUUGUUUCUCAACUUAAAAUGUAUGGGGGGGGAAAGUUGUUUAGUCUGUAAUACUGAUAUAUAAAUCAAUCCAAAGUCAUGAAAUACUAUUGGGAAUAUAUAUAUAUAU